Aspergillus alliaceus is the source of this 585-nucleotide messenger RNA. RefSeq names its product cytochrome c oxidase subunit IV (gene cox5b). Gene Ontology annotation, biological process: mitochondrial electron transport, cytochrome c to oxygen. The transcript has 6 exons. The record is from RefSeq and is a predicted model, not a curated record. The coding region runs from base 1 to 585 and encodes 194 amino acids. Gene Ontology annotation, cellular component: mitochondrial envelope. NCBI's taxonomy places the organism in Eukaryota, Fungi, Ascomycota, Eurotiomycetes, Eurotiales, Aspergillaceae.
AUGUUCCUUCAACGCACAGCCUUCGCCCUUGCGCGGCGCACUCCCGUCCGGGCCAUCGCUGCCCGCCCCUUCUCCUCCUCCGUCAUCCGCUCUAACAAGGCAAAAUAUGGCGUUGAGAAGGAGGGCAAGAUCCUUUCUUUCGAAGAGAUCAAGACCGAGGAGGAUCUCGUUCCCCCCGGUGCCAAGCCCGGUUCCGUUCCUUCGGACAUCGAGCAGGCCACUGGUCUCGAGCGUCUUGAACUCGUCGGAAAGAUGCAGGGUAUUGACAUCUUUGACAUGAGGCCUCUUGAUGCCUCCCGGAAGGGAACUCUUGAGAACCCCAUCAUCGUCAACGGUGCCGGUGACGAGCAGUACGCUGGUUGCACUGGCUACCCCGCCGACUCCCACGUCGUCAACUGGCUGACUGUGUCUCGUGAGCGCCCUAUCGAGCGCUGCGGCGAGUGCGGCAACGUCGUCAAGCUGAACUACAUCGGACCCGAGGAGGAUCCCCAUGCUCACGACCACGGCCACGGUCACGGCCACCCUGCUCCCGAGGAGCCCAAGACUUUCGCCGACUACGUCAAGCCUGAGUACUGGUACCGGUAA